Centropristis striata (black sea bass) is the source of this 698-nucleotide messenger RNA. Its product is annotated as galectin-2-like. Bases 164 to 571 code for a protein of 135 amino acids. The record is from RefSeq and is a predicted model, not a curated record. Gene Ontology annotation, molecular function: carbohydrate binding. The transcript has 5 exons. Lineage: Eukaryota; Metazoa; Chordata; Actinopteri; Perciformes; Serranidae.
UAAAGCCCGUGUAAUGCCUUCCACGUAUCAUCAGUUUUACUGCCCUCCAGUGGUCACAGUGAGGAACAGCAACGUUUUACUUUAGUCAAGCUAGCGUCAAUAAAGACAUGAUAUACUACUAGUUCCGGACAAAAGACUGUGUCUGUCCUCACCAGCACCCAAAAUGAGCAUGGAACUUGAGUUGAAAAAUAUGCAUAUGAGAGCUGGAGAUCAGCUGAAAGUGAAGGGGAUUGUUCUGCAUGAUGCUGAAAGAUUCCAGAUCGACCUCGGCUGUGGAGCAGAUGACCUGGCGCUGCACUUUAACCCUCGUUUCCACGAUGACACAGAUGGAGCCGUUCUUGUUUGCAACUCUAAGACUGAUGGCUGCUGGGGCGAUGAGACACGGGAAACACACAACCCCCUACAGCGGGGCGCAGAUGUCAAGCUUGUGUUGAAGCUGGCUGGAGACGUGUUUGAGGUGGAGCUUCCCGGCGGACAUGAAGUCCAGUUUCCCAACCGUGAGGGCAUGGACGUCAUCAGCUACAUCAGAAUCACAGGGGACUUCAAACUCACUUCCUUCAAGAUCUGCUAAGAGACACAACUGCUGUAAAAACAAGCAUGCUGCAUUUAUCAGUUUGUUCAAUUUAUCAUUGAGUAGAUCUUCAGUGAAUUGGAAAUGUAUCUUCAUUUAAAAACGUCCUGUUGUACACAAGAUUAUA